AUGGGGACAUCAGGGACCUCAUGGGACAUUGGGGACCCCAUGGGGACAUCGGGGAGGGGCAAGGACCCCCAUGGACAUUGGGGACCCCAGGGGACACUGAGGAACCAAUGGGGACAUCGAGGACCCCAUGGGGACAUUGGGGACCCCAAGGGACAUCGGGGACCCCAGGGGACACUGGGGACCCAAUGAGGACAUCAAGGACCCCAUGGGGACAUUGGGGACCCCAAGGGCCAUCAAGGACCCGAUGGGGACAUCAGUGACCCCCAAAAGGACAUCGGGGACCCCAAGGGAGGGGCUGGGGGCUGGUUUGGGGACACGGAGGAGGGGACGUUUCCUUCACCGCCACCUCCCCAAGAUGUGGCACGGCCGGACAAGAUUUCGGGGGCCGACAUCAACUCCAUUUGCCAGGAGGUGGGUGACAGCGGGGACACGGGGACAUGGUGGCCAUGA
Mesitornis unicolor (brown roatelo) is the source of this 450-nucleotide messenger RNA. RefSeq names its product collagen alpha-1(VI) chain-like. Lineage: Eukaryota; Metazoa; Chordata; Aves; Mesitornithiformes; Mesitornithidae. The record is from RefSeq and is a predicted model, not a curated record. The transcript has a single exon.